Messenger RNA from Folsomia candida, 2578 nucleotides. RefSeq lists its product as uncharacterized. The transcript is spliced from 9 exons. The record is from RefSeq and is a predicted model, not a curated record. The coding region runs from base 1035 to 2270 and encodes 411 amino acids. Lineage: Eukaryota; Metazoa; Arthropoda; Collembola; Entomobryomorpha; Isotomidae.
AUCUGAAAGGAAGAAAGGGCAAAUUAAAGCAAAUUCUCAAUGUAUAUGGCACAUUCCCCGGUCAAGUGGGAAAUUGGAACCUUGUUUUCACUUUCUCUCCACACUCCAGCUCAUUUUUUAAUUUCGUUUCACAAAAUUAAAGUUCUGUUUUAAAAUUAAUAUGGAGGGGGGCGGAUACUCAUUUGAUGAUGAUAAGGGACCCGUUGUUCCAAUAAUGGAGGAGGAGGAAGUCGCUGGGCCGUCUUCAAACAAACGGUCAAAGCGGGAGCCAUCACCUACUCCCCCACCGGCCCCCACUUCUGCCAAAUUGUUACUCGUGGAGAAAGCAAAGGACCCUCUCGCCCCUAUAGGAUAUCUCAACCCUCCUGGGACAAAAGACAAAACGAAGAGGAAAUUGGUCACGGCUACAAGUUCAGCUAGGGAGGAUGACGACUUUGAACCAGUGCCAUGGUACUACUUCCCAGAGGAGGAUGAGAUGCAAAUGGAGAACGAGGACAGCGGGGUGAUCUACGUUCGACAAGGAGUACUGGCUGAAGAGUUUAAAGUCAGAUACACGACUUCUGAGUCUAGGACUGGGAAAAUUAGUCUAGAUAAAGGUGUCCAUCUCAUUAAGAAAACCAUUCUACAAUUAGUUGGCAAAGACUCGCCAUCCUCACUUCAUGAGCUGGAUAUCGAGGAGUCGUCCCCCGAGCUCAUUUUCACCCAAGAAGAGGAGGGUUUGAGUGAUGACGAAAGAGAGCUCCUCUUUACAAAGAUUUUCGCAGCAGGUGGACGAGUUCCGGUCACUGAUAAACCUGACUGGAAUCUAAUAAUCCACAGAGCUCCAACCACGGGAAUAAUUCAUUUGUGUCUCGAGAGAAAAACAGAAAGAUAUGAAGAAACGAGAUAUAUAGCCUAUAGAUUGUGUACUAAGCGUGACUGCUACCAGAUUAACACUAGCGAGUGAUAUACUUCCAAAAUGUGCAAUUCAUAAAGAUAAGCUGAUUUUCACCGUGGUGACAGUGACUCCGUAUGAAGACAAAGAAGCUCUUGUUAUGAUGCACAUGAAGUUUAUAACCUCCGUCCGGAUGGAUUCGCCAGAAUUGGAGACAAAUCAUGAGGCAAACUUACGCACGUCGCAGGGAAUUUAUGCUUAUCAACAAUGGGUCAAUUAUUGUGCCACGAAGGAAGAAAAUAACAGCCCAAUACCUAAAAAUAUUUACAUGUGUCAUUUCGACAACGAGCAGGAUGCGUUAAUUCGCCUGUCAAUUGAGUCGACAAUCGGAAUGAUGAUGAAAUUAGCCCCAGGAAGUAUGCCCUUCACCAAUUUGGACGAUCUCAUACCUCUCUGUUAUGGGAUGGAAGGCGAGAUCGACACGCGUUUAAAAGAGUUGGGCAUGCAUCUCAAAAUCCGUCGCAAGUUGGACCCGGAUGAGAAGGUGGUCUAUCCCUUUCCUGGGGAGUACUUACUCCGAACGCCAGCAGCUGACACGCAACAGCCUGAGAAAGGGACGGCGUUUCUGUAUUGCAUAACAUCUAGAGACAUGUGGUAUUUUGGGUGGUCUGAUACCCCCGACUUCAAGAAACGACUGGACGGACUAAGGAGUGACGGUGUUACUGAGUACAAGCGGAUCACGGAAGCUAAGGCGUACCCACCAGGAGUCAAUGCCCCCACUCUAACGUGCUCACUCUUGGCUAAAUGUGACACCAAGGAUAAGGAGAUGAUUGAGGCGAAGAUGAUAACUGCCGGUUACAUUGCCUACUUACUAGGACUCCGAAAUCCACUCCGCCCUCCCAAUCGUUCAGCUCACUGUUACUCGACGAAUAAGUGCGUCAGUUUGGGCCUUGUUGGCCCUGGAGCAUGGAACGAGAUUUCUCAGUUUAUUCAGCUAUUUUGGAGGAUCGAGCCGGUGUUUGGAAAAUUUGAGAAGAAGCUUCGUGUCAAGAAUCAUGGGAAAAUGGAGGCUGAAGGACCGAGUGAUGAUGAGGACGAAUCUUCCGAGGGCGAGGAUUACAAUCCAGAGAAGGAUAAGCACAGUCUGAACGAGAGCAGUGAUCUUUCUACUGAUGCUGAAUCGGAAGACAACGACUCCGAUGACUUUAAGGAUCCCAAGCCAUCAACAUCAAAGACAUCCUUGUCUCGUCUCGGGAAGCGGGUCAAAGAGGAAAAAAAGGGAAAGAGCAAGAGUUCCAAAGUUUUCUCAUCAGACUCUGAUUCAAGUUCGAAUUCUGACCAGGAGAAAACCAAGAGUAAAAAGAAAGCUGUUUCGUCUCCUCUGGCAAAAAAGUAGUGAAGAAUACAAAGAAGCGACCUUCCUCCAAGGGCUCCUCUGACGAUGGGAAGAAGAAAAAGAACAAGGCAGAUUCAGACGAAUCAUUCGUUGCGAGUGGGAGUGGUGGGAGCGGAUCUAACAGCGAUUGAACAACAGAACCUCUUGUCCAACCUCCACCUCCACCCAUCUACUUUAUUUAUUUAAGAGUUAUUAUUUACUAUUAUUUGUCAUUUCGAUGUCUAAAGUUCGUCAGUUUCAAUUAAUUCAAUUGUUGUUUACUUGUUGAUACUAAGUGCUUACCAUAAAAGCGUCUGAGUUAUUUAUUA